AUGAGAGGCCUUGAUAGAAUUGAUAGACGCAUUAAGCCCUAUUUAGAAAAAGCCAAGUAUGAAACUUGGGCAAGAUCAUACACGCCAACAAAAAGAUACACCAUGAUGACAUCCAACAUCGCAGAAUCACUCAACGCUGCACUAAAAGCUGCAAGAAAUCUCCCCAUUCAUAUCUUGGUUGAAUGCCUUAGAAGUUUGGUUCAAAAGUGGGUUUGGAACAACUCAAAUAAUGCAAAUGGAACAUUCACAAAAGUCUCUACAGCAACAGAGAAUGAAUUGAGACAUGACAUUGUUUCAAAAAUGAAGUAUGAGGUCUUGCCUUUCAACACAAUAGAAUACCAAGUUCGUGAUCAAAAGGGGAUAAAUUUCACAGUAAAUAUACAUAAUAGAACAUUAGCUGUCAUUGCAAAGAGAAACUUGAGUGUGUAUGAUUAUUGUGCAAAAUUCUACAGAACAGAAACGUUGAAAGCAUUGUAUCAAGAAAAUGUUCAUCCUUUGCCCCAUAAAGAUGAAUGGAAUCUCCCACAACACUUGGACAUAACAAUGCUGCCUCCAAAUGCAACAAUCCCUGCAGGAAGACCAAGAAAGAAACAAAUAAGAUCAAGAGGGGAACAUAAAGUAAUAAUCACCUGUAGGAAAUGUGCACAACCAACACAUAACAGGAAGACUUGCAGGAAUCCUCCAUUUGAGAAGUCAAACAAACAGAAAAAGCCAAAGACAUAG
This is a messenger RNA of Humulus lupulus (European hop), 723 nucleotides long. RefSeq lists its product as uncharacterized. Lineage: Eukaryota; Viridiplantae; Streptophyta; Magnoliopsida; Rosales; Cannabaceae. Bases 1 to 723 code for a protein of 240 amino acids. The transcript has 3 exons. The record is from RefSeq and is a predicted model, not a curated record.